Messenger RNA from Stomoxys calcitrans (stable fly), 1995 nucleotides. Its product is annotated as glutactin. The record is from RefSeq and is a predicted model, not a curated record. NCBI's taxonomy places the organism in Eukaryota, Metazoa, Arthropoda, Insecta, Diptera, Muscidae. The coding region runs from base 1 to 1995 and encodes 664 amino acids. The transcript has 7 exons.
AUGUUCCACACACUGAAGGUGGUUGCGCUAAUGGCGCUGUUGGCCUCGCUCGAUUCCACUCAGGCCUAUGACGAGGAGAAGGAUACCAUUGUCGAGUUGCCAAAUUUGGGAACAGUACAAGGCAAGAUAUUGGAGACUGCCUGGAGUAGGAGAGAAGUUUUGCAAUUUGUGGACGUCAAGUAUGGGGAAUCACCAUCCGGAGUUCAUAGAUUUAAGGCCCCCCGUCCUGUGGAGCCUUGGGAAGAUGUAAUGGAUGCUACAGCAGCUAAAAUUGGAUGUCCUUCCAUUGUGGCCAUGGAGUCCUUGCAAAAACUGGAUGAGAUUAUGGACAUUGAGGACUGCCUGACAAUGACCAUAACCACCCCUGGCCUAAAUGGCAGUUAUCCUGUUUUAGUUUAUCUACAUGGUGAAUAUUUCUUUGAGGGCAGCAAUUCCGAAGCUCCCCCCGACUAUCUUCUGGAAAAGGAUAUUGUGUUGGUGGUGCCACAAUAUCGUCUGGGCCCCUUUGGAUUUUUGUCCACCAAAACGGAUGAAAUUCCCGGCAAUGCUGGUGUCUUGGACAUCUUUCUGGCUUUGCAGUACAUAAAAUAUUUUAUUAAAUACUUUGGUGGUGAUCCUAAUAAGGUGACUGUAGCUGGUCAGGUGGGAGGGGCUGCCAUAGCGCAUCUCUUAACAUUGUCGCCAAAGGUGGAAAAGGGUCUAUUCCAUCAGGUCAUAUAUCAUUCAGGAUCGGCACUUAUGCCCAUAUUUUUGGAGGAAAAUCCCAGAAAAUUUGCCCAAGAAAUAGCCGAAAAGGCAGAUUGUAAUCUUACAACGGUGGGUGAUCUAAACAGAUGUCUCAUGGAUAUGGCACCCUUGGAGCUUUUGGAAGCUUUUAUGGAACAUGGUAUUGAAAAAUCGGAAUUAGGUGUGGGCUAUACAGGUGGCAUACAAUUCACCAUCGGCGGACCUAGUGGCGUGCUGCCCGAACAUCCCUACGAUUUGAUGUUAAAGUCCAAUUAUUCCUAUCCUGCUAUGGGAGGGUGCCCGAAAAAUGCCGGAUCUAAGACAAUAAAUGAAAUUGUCGAAAAUGAUUUUGAGGGUAACAUACCGGAUGACACCUACAAUAGUUUCGACUACAUAGACCAUGUGAUACGCCAAGCUGUGGGCACGGACAAAACUAUGCUUCUUACCAGUUUCAUUACGCAUGACUUCUUCAAUAGAAGGCUUAUGGAAAAUGGAACAUUUGCAACACUCAUACCACGACUAAUCGACGUGGCCGGCACUCUUAUACAUAAAUUGCCCGUUUUAUUGGCUUUGAAUAUGAACAACAAACAUGUGCCGGAAAACACAUUCCUUUAUUCCUUUGACUAUGCGGGGGAAUUUAAUCGCUAUCGUGAUAUGGAUGAGGAGCACAAUAUGCAGAGCCCUUUCAAGGGCGGAGUAUCCUUGACAGAUGAGGCGUUGUAUCUCUUUCCCUAUCCGGAUCAUGUGAAAAAACUAAGUCCCCCCGAUGAGGCCAUGGCCAAGCGUAUGGUUGAUCUCUGGAGCUCAUUCGUUAUCAAUGGCCAUCCCUUUGGCAGCCACCGUAGUGGUUAUUGGCCUCCCAUGACCACAUUGUAUGGGCCCUAUGCAAAGUUAGAUGAAACCUUAACCAUAGCCGGCAAUUAUUUCAAAGAGUUUUCUGCCACCAUUCUGGAUGAGGAACAAGGCUACAGUCUGGUGCGGGAAGUGUACUAUUUGCGACGAAAUAAUUCCAAGAAACACACGAGACGAUUAUUUAAAUUAAAUCCCCGUAGAAGGUUCACCACAAAUCGGCUACAAGCCAAAGCUGACAAUAAGAGAGCCAAGAAAUCACAGCUUCAAAUUGGCAAGCCAUUAAGUAAAAAUAGUAUGUUUACAACAGGGUGUCGGCUAUGCCGCAAAUUCAAUGAACGUCUUGGUUUUAAUCUCUUCCAAUCUCGGCCAAUACCGGCAUAUGAACAUUUUCGUAGCAAAAUGAAAGUGCAAGUUUGA